GUAAAUAGCACACAGGCUGAUCAAGGAAAUCGGGAGUGAACUAGAGAAAAGUGUUGGAUCAUCAAUCUUCAUCAUGAACAGCAUGCCACUUUGGCUAUGACGUAUCUGUUACGAUCAAGGUCAACAAUUCAAAUAUGCAGGAAUAAUAUACGACAUCUAACAAGCGAUGGAAGACGACUUGUUCUAGGAAUUGAAAGUUCUUGUGAUGAUUCCUGUGCCGCAUUGGUAUCUGCUCCCAUCACUUAUCCCGAUGGAAAUUUCAAGGAAAGAGCAACAAUUCACACCUCAAUCGUACGCAAACAAGAUCAUACGAUCACAAAAGGCAUUGAACCUUUGAAAGCCACACAUAGCCAUUCUGCAGAACUUCCGAUAGCAAUCAGAGAUGCUCUCCAAAAAGCCAAAGAACAAGGCGUCAUUCGAGAUCCCUGCAAACCGGAAGAGAUUGAUGGGAUUGCCGUUACGCAAGGUCCAGGGAUGGCAAGUUGUUUAAUGCAAGGAUUGACCAAUGCAAAGCUAUUAUCAACAUUAUGGGAAAAGCCUUUGAUUUAUUGUCAUCAUAUGGUUGCCCAUACCCUGACACCUCUACUUACCAAUCCGGUGGAAUGUGAACCUAUUCGAUUACCCUUUUUGGUGUUGCUCUUGUCUGGAGGUCAUACGCAGUUGGUUCUGUGUAGCUCUUAUACCGAAUUCAAGAUCUUGGCCGCUACUACUGAUACUUCGAUCGGAGAUGCAUUGGACAAAGGUGCAAGAGAGUUAAACGUUCCAUUCGAUUGGGCAACAACUGCUCCCGGUGCAGCUUUGGAACGAUUUGCAGAUGUGACUGGAUCUGAUCAAUUUCCAAUGCCCAUUCCAGUACGUGGGAAAGCAGAAUUUAGCUAUUCAGGAUUAAGAGCAGCUUUAUUCUUUCUUAAACAGAAAAAGCCGGAAAUUUUUGAGCUUGAAUCAAAUCGUAAAACUAUUGCUUUUUCUUAUCAAAAUGCUGCUUUUGCACAAUUGCAAGAUAAACUGCAGAUGGUCUUCUCGGGAAAAGGAUCCAUUCUUCCGCCCACCGUUGAUGCAAAUUCCAUCACCGAUCUCGUCGUUUCGGGAGGCGUCGCGAGCAAUGCACACCUUCGUCAAGUAUUGCAAUCCACUUUGGACAAAUUGGACAGAACAAAUGUUCGAUUGCACUUUCCGCCUCUUUCUCUCUGUACAGAUAAUGCAGCCAUGAUUGCACAUGCUGCUUUGGUUCGUUGGGACCCAACCAAUGACCUCUCUAUGAGUCCUCGUGCUCGUUGGAGCAUGGAAGAUUAUCCAUGAUAUUUGUAACACAAUCUGUAUUAUUAAUCUCUCUCGCAAAAAAAAUCGGAAUAAAGAAUUGAAUUAAA
Messenger RNA from Meira miltonrushii, 1367 nucleotides. RefSeq names its product peptidase M22, glycoprotease. Gene Ontology annotation, cellular component: mitochondrion. The transcript has a single exon. Lineage: Eukaryota; Fungi; Basidiomycota; Exobasidiomycetes; Exobasidiales; Brachybasidiaceae. Gene Ontology annotation, biological process: mitochondrial tRNA threonylcarbamoyladenosine modification. The record is from RefSeq and is a predicted model, not a curated record. Bases 97 to 1299 code for a protein of 400 amino acids.